AUGAGGCUCGCCCAUAUCAUUUAUCCGGCUCUAGCCAGUCUGGCAAGCAUUACAUUGGCUCAAGAUGUCUUGUUCCCGUAUAUGCAUGGCCUGAAAUACUCGGAGUACAAUGAGACCGUCAAACUGGGACUAUCAGCCCACGUCUGCAAAGAUGAAGCAGAAUGGUACAACAUGACCACGGAAGAUUUUGCCAAGUACAAAGCCAUCAUCGUCCCCGACUGCCUCUGCAACACCAGUCUCAACACCAUCAAGUUCCUAGAUGACACAAAAAAGGAAUGGUCUCCGGCCGUGACGGGAAACAUGAUCCUUAUCGGCACCGACCCUUCCUUUCACGCCAAAUGGUUCGGACUUCCCGGUGCAUACGCCAUGAUGAAGGACGCCAUUAGCCACGUCACCCUCGGCAACAAGGAUGGCACAGGCAUGUACUUCUCGCUCUCGUGCUAUUAUCAGAGUAACUCCAGCCAGAUGACUGUCCAGUCUCUGUCCGAGAUUGGAAAUUUCCAGGUCCGGGGCAACCUCAGUCACCCGUGUCUGAACGACGCCCAUCUUGUGGCCACGUCCAACGUCAUGAACUCGCUGAACGACGGCAUAGCAAGCGACUGGAACUGCAGUGUCCAUGAGGUGUUCUCGGACUAUCCUCGGGACGGGUCCGGUGGCUUCAACGCGCUGGCUGUGGCCGUGAACGCUUCCGGUCCGGGGCAGCAGGAGUUUGCUGACGGCACCGUGGGCAUUCCGUACAUAAUUGCGCGUGGAGCAACUCCCGUUGGGUGCGGAAACAAUGUCACGGACACCAAGUUCCACGAGCAGUGCGACGAGGGCAAAGCAAAUGGCACUCCCGAGAGUCUUUGCUCGGCAUCGUGUAAGUGCAUCUAUGGCAUGAUCAGCCCCGGAGUAUGUCGUCCCAAAGACAACAACACUGCGUCGACGACUACCAGCCACGCACCAAGUUCGACAAUCUCGUCAAACUCGAGGCCCGUUGUCACAGUCACGGCAUCGCUCCCUUCAAGCAGCGUGACGGCAAAUCUUACCUUUAUCGAUACCUCGACCACUCCUAGUUCCACCGGGCCGGAAACAGAUCCCAUCACCGUGACUGUGUUUCCCUCCAGUCCCAGCUCACCAUCGAGUGUUCCACCAACAGUUACCGUUACUCCUUUGCCUGCGCCCUCCUCAGUUACGUCUCCUAGCAGCAGCUCGAGUAUAUCUUACGGCAACGGUACCUCGCCGCUUGAACCUCCCCGUCCUCCUCCAACGGUGACUGUAUUCCCGUCAGAGGAUCCAUCAGGAUCACCACCCAGAACGGUCACCGUCGAGCCAUCAUCUCCGUCCAACUCUGGUGGUUCACUAUCACCAUCGCCAUCCGGUUCAGGUCCAGUCACCGUCACAGUUCUUCCGCCCGCCCAGUCCGCUAACGGGACUUCACCACAGAGUUUGGGUUCGCCGUCAUCACAGCCCGUAUCAGGACCCGUCACCGUCACAGCUUUCCCUCCAUCUCUCAGCGGCUCUCCCCCUCCGUCUUCGAUACCCUCGCAGGCAGGCAAUUCUUCUUCGGCCCCAUUGGCUCAGUCAAGCGGCGAUUCGGCGCUCAGCGGAUCAAGUGGGCCCGUCACCGUCACUGCUUCCGGCUCUGGUCGACCCAAUAAUAGUGAUGCGCCCUCCUCACCGGAGACAGCUACGGCUGAUCUUGGUACGGGAUCCGCGAGCAGUUCUCCUGUGGGAUCAGCAUCUGGAUCUGGCACUACCUCCAGGGGGCCUCCAAGCUCUCCUUCCUCUUCUGGUCCACAGUCGGGAGCAUCGCCGGUCACGGUGACGGCGCAGCCGACCGAUCAGCCGAUUGUGUCUUCCCAGUCACCAGGAGGAGGUUCGUUGUCGGGCAUCCCAGGCUCUUCGGGGUCUGGGUCGUUGUCGGAUUCGCCUGGCGUGUCUAGUAGUCAACUCAGCGCCUCUCGAGGACAGGUGACGGUGACAGCUCAACCAUCCGCUCAAAGUAGUGUGCAGCCGUCGUCCGGUGUUAGUGGUGGUGCUGGUGGUGGUAACGGUGGCGGUAAUCCGGGAUCAUCGUCUUCUCAACCUGAAGGAUCAUCUCCAUCCAGUUUAGGUUCGGGCUCGAAUACGGCUCCUCAAUCGACAGUGACGGUUAUUCCCAGCGCCAGUGGAGAGCCUGAUACAGAGGGACCUGACACGAGUGGUAAUCCGGGAGCAGUGCCGCCGUCCAGUAGCCAAAUGACUGCGACAAACUCUGGACGAUAUUUGUCCAGCACCAGCGCGGAUACUCAAACAGCCUCAGGAGACCCAUUCUCUGCAAGCCCAUCAUCUGGAGCUGGAGCCGGAGCUGGAGCAGGAGCAGGAUCUGGGUCAGCAUCCCAACCUUCGUCUUCUCGCCCGCCAUUCAGUAACCAAACCGCCACCUUCACCUACUCGGGAAGAACUGUGUCAUCCUUGCCCGGUAGUCAGACAACAGGGCAUCCUGGCUCAUCCUCAGGAGCAGGUUCACUGAGCACUGCCACUGCUACGCCGGUCCCUGCUUCAGGAUCGGGUACUGCGACUAUAGGCGCAAGCAGCAUCUCAGCUGGCGGUGGGAGUAGCAACGGCAAUGGUAGCGGAAGUGGUAAUUCUGGUUCAGCAAGUGGGUCUGCACAAGCUCCCGGGGCGACAGGCACGGGCAAUCCUUCCAAUGGCGGUUCAGGAGCGGGUGGCUCACUCACGUUGAGUCCCUCAGGGCCCAUUAGUAGUGAACAGCCUGUCAGUAAUACUGCGUCUAGUGCACCCUCGAUGAGUCUGUCAUCGUUGAGCUCGGGGUCAUCCGUAUCUGGAUCAGGAUCUUCUGGGGAUUCAUUGACAGCUACAUCUGUAUCUGGUUCUGCAUCAGCUACUACUCUGCCCGGCCUUCCCUCUGGGUGGACUUUGACACGAGAUCCAGCCAACACUCACCCAGGCUCUGCUGUAUCCACAGGGCAAGCCGGUGGCGGAACAGGGAAUGGCAGUGGUUCAGUAUCCGGGACAACACUAGCAGUCUUUCCGUCUUCUGCUGCAGUGAACGGGACGAACACAAGAGGUAGUUCUUCGUCCGUGUCGACUGGUGCUGGAUCGGGUGGUGUUGGGACCGGCUCCCCGAUAUCCUCAGGAUCUGAUGUUACUAGUCCGUUCCCGACCGCAACUCCGGUAGGUUGUGAUAGGUGGAUUGGUGUCGAGAUCAUAUACAUGAUUGAGGAGAUCGAGGUCUGUCCUGAGGGGGCAACGGUCACGAUAACAACCACUUCAACAACUGCCACCAUGUCCCGGUCCAUUUGCAAGACCUCAGCAACAAACUUCCCAUGCUACCCAUGCAUCAUGGGAACACCUGCCUCGUCUGAUGAUCCCUUCACUGUCACUAGGACGUCGUGCACAACGGCCACUGAGCCUACCGUAACCGUCACGUUCCAGCCAUGCAGCACCUUGAUGGACCCGGGUGUUGGCCGUCCUUCUUCCGAGGUCUGGUUAUCGGCGCUGAACCCAACCACCAUUGCGACUCGACCAACAGGACCGGCAGCAAGUGUUGGUAGCGAGUCGGAAUGUACGACGUCAACUCUUGUUGGAGUUGGGGGCGGGUACCCAGGGCCGGCGGUAUCGGUAUCGGAAACACCACCGGUUAUUGUCCCGAUUCAUACCGAUCCUCCCACACCCGGUAACGGUGGUAAUGAGUAUGCCCCAGCAGGAUAUACUUACGGUCCUCACCCUCCUCUUGACGAUCCUACUCCUUCUGGCUCUCCACCGGGAGUGCCAGGAGCGCCGGGGUCAGGAGAGGGAGGAGUGUUGACUGGUGACUCACAUAGGCCCGCCAUGACUCCGGCGUCGACACCGGAGCCCGAUCCGGUGGUAGUAACUAAUACAGCUGUCCCGUUUCGCCCGACAACGGCGGCCGGAGCAGGCUAUGGUCCUGUUUUAGCUGGAGCUCCUGGCUUGAUCAUGAAGGCCAGGCAUGCUACUGCUGGGGUGGUCCUUGGAUUAUUUGGAUACAUCGUAAUGGUUCUGCUCAGUUGA
Molecule: messenger RNA, 4017 nt
Organism: Neurospora crassa OR74A
Lineage: Eukaryota; Fungi; Ascomycota; Sordariomycetes; Sordariales; Sordariaceae
Exons: 6
Coding region: 1-4017 (1338 amino acids)
Source: RefSeq, a predicted model, not a curated record